Molecule: messenger RNA, 330 nt
Organism: Opisthocomus hoazin
Lineage: Eukaryota; Metazoa; Chordata; Aves; Opisthocomiformes; Opisthocomidae
Source: RefSeq, a predicted model, not a curated record
AUGGUUGUUGCAGUGAACUGGACCUCUGGGGCUCGUUUCUGCCGAAACUCAGCUAUGCUCUAUUGAUUACUUGUCUUGGAAGGAGUUGCCAUCUGGAUGAUUAGUCCACAACCAUUUUUUUUUUUUAAUGCUUUCUGCGUUGCCCUUCUUCCCCUGACUGGAUGGAUGGUUGGGGAAAUUCAAACCAGGACUUUCUUCGUUCCUUUCAGCAUCAUGCUGCACUCCAACCUUUGCAUCCCAAAUGUUCUGCGGAGCGUCCUGAACACCCACCAACAUGCCCAUAGCCUUUGCUUCAGCCAGAGGAACAAAUCUGACCUGACAGUGCUGUAG